CUGACCGCACUCUACUGCUGCUUCUCUGGGGUCCAUUAAUUGCAAAGUUAACGCAAAAUACGUCUUUAAAAAACAAACAAACAAAGAUCGGCCUCCUAUCUGGCGAAAGGUGAUUCCUCCAAAUUUUUCUUGCAAAGUGAGGUUAGUUUAGAUUGGGUAAGAUUACCGGAAGUGGAUGAGACAGCGAAACAGGAGCUUGGAGGUUUACAAACGGAAAGUAGUGUCACUUUCGAGAAGGAAGGGAAGGAAAAAAAGGGAAACUCCAAAAAUUGGAGUUUAUUUGAUACAUUCUGCUGCAAUUGCUUCCAAAAAUGUAAGACUUAAGGCAUCCUUUUACAAAUAAAGGCUGUAUUUUACCACUGGGAAUUUAAUCCACAAUGUUUAGUGAAAAUAAUGUCGUUUUCAUGACAACACAUCAGCAAUCUUGUCAUUCUAAAUGCGUCAAGUGUUAUUUUCGAAGCUUUCAGCGAUAAAGUAAUAACAAUAAGUGGGUGUGAGUUGAAUCACAUUACGUCACAAAAAGCCUUUCCUAUCUGCAUAAAAAAGAAAUCAGCCAAGGGCGAACUAAUACCGGCUCCAAGCAUAAGAACAAUACUGUUAUCACAUUUGAAAGUCAUUUGAACAAAAGCCGCUCACUUGAAUAUAAAGACGAACGAAUAAAUCUGAGCAAAAGAGGGGAUUAACCUUCUUCUUUUCACGAUCGCUUUAAAAGUAAUUUCAAGGAUUAAAUGUCCCUUCCAUUUGUCCCAAACGUUUACACAAAUGCACGCACGACGUUAUAUGAGGUGAACAAAACAAACUGAAAAGACAACAAAGCUGACACGUACAAAGCUCAUUUGAAAGUUAAUUUUUGCGGAAAGAAAAUUUAUGUUAACAUUAAACUGUGAUCACUGAUGCAGAGAGCCUAAGGACGCUUCAGCCGCAUAGGAAGCGUCGAGAAAGUUUAGUUCUUUAAAUGAAUCCUAGGUCCCGUUGUUUUAGUUCUUUAAGUUCCUCCUGUCGUAGUUGUCGGAGAAAACAGCUAUAAAAGGGAAUGUGCGCAAGAAAUGAGCGAAAUUAAGGAAUGUGCUUAACUUCAAACUGUUGUUAUAUAAUUGAUGGUUUGAUUCAGUGACCAAAUACUGCAACACCAAACAACGAAUUUAAGGAUUUCAUGUCCUUCUUUCAACCGAAAUCUAACAGCUGGCCUUGAGAAACUUUGUCAGGAUUUUUGUAUUGGAUUUUUGUAUUGGAAUUCAACAUGAGUUGCAUCAACUUUUUGAAACUUCUGCUUCGUUCACGAAAGGACGAUCUAACGGGAGAUGACACGCUUUUCAACCGGUGUUUGACAGUACUGGAUGUGAUUCUAUUAGGAAUGGGAUCCAUGCUUGGGCCAGGUCUGUACGUAGCCACAGGACAAAUCGCUCGAGAUACAGCAGGACCAGCCAUUGUCAUUUCUCUUGUGAUCGCGGCGUUCCCGGCGAUUUUGUCUUCGCUCUGUUAUGCCGAAUUUGCCGCUCGCGUGUCGAAAACAGGAUCCUCGUAUGUUUAUACAUACCUUGCUCUGGGAGAGAUAUGGGCUUUUAUAAUUGGUUGGAAUCUAAUUUUAGAAAACGUUCUUGCAAGCGCUCUGCUGGCAAAUGAAUUCAGCAAAUUUCUAAACUCCAUUAGCGGGAAAAAAAUUUCAAAAUUCAUGACUGAAAACGUUGCUCAGUGGAGCGUGGCAGGAUUUCAACCAUAUCCAGAUUUCAUAGCAUUUUUAGUCGUUAUUGUAUUCACCGUCGUAGCUGCUACAGGGCCGCGAAAACCAGCCCUUUUCAUGCGAUUUGCGACUAUGAUCAAUUUGCUGGUGGUCCUAUUUAUUGUACUCUCAGGAUUUUACUUCAUGGACACUACCAAUUGGGAGACACUUGACAAAUUCGCACCUUUUGGCUUCGAUGGAAUCAUGGCUGGUGCGUCUAUUUCCUACUUUGCGUUUCUUGGUUUUGAUAUCAUCAAUUCUGCCAGCGAAGAGACUGACAAUCCACUAAGAGUUGUUCCGUUUGCCAAUUCUGUUAGCACGUAUAUUGGGGUUUUCAUAUACCUCAUCACUGCAGCAGUUCUGACGUUAAUCAUUCCCUACAAUAAACUUAGUUUCAACAGCCCUCUAACAGAGGCAUUUGGUUACACAGGUUCCGAAGUUGGAAAAUACUUUGUUGCUAUUGGAGGAUUCUUCGGAAUGACAACCGCUCUGCUCACUUUUAAUUAUGCAGGAACUCGUCUUAUUUACGCCAUGGCCAAUGACGGACUUUUGUUUCAAAGUUUAGCAAAGGUUAGUGACAGAACUCGAGUUCCAAUUAGAGCUGGAUUAAUUUUCGGCUUCAGUGCAGCAGUAAUAGCACUCUUCCUAAACCUAAACGACUUAGUUGAGAUGAUGUCUAUUGGAACACUCAUGGCGUACACCGCUGUGUCCUUGGCUGUCCUUCUAGAGCGAUACCGACCGAUGUCUUGGUCAGAAUUUCCAACAAACGGAGAAGAUUACGACACGAAUGAAGACGAACCCUCUUCUUGCUGUGGGAAGCUUCGCGAGGGAAUGAAGAAACAAAUCUCAGCUGCGCGAGAGAUCAAAACCAAAUUGAGUGCCAAGUUUGGUGACAAACCCACCAAGGACACUCAUCGAGUUGCUGGAAUUGCUGCGGCGUGCCUCGUAUUUGCGGGUUAUGGGUUCUCUUUGACCGUCUCUCCAGCAAGCGGCUUGCCUCAUGUGGCCGAGAAGAAUCCUAUUAUCAUAUUCGCCUCUUGCCUAAUGGCCACUGUCGUCAUCUUCGCCUUGGCAGUAUUGUUCUUGUUACCAACAGAGGAGUUUAGGAUUGCUCAUGCAGUGCAAUGUACUCCGUUCGUUCCUCUGACCAGUAUCUUGACCAAUAUUUACUUACUGACUAAUUUGUCCCGUUGGACCUGGGCUCGAGUAGCUACCUGGAUGUUUAUUGGUAUGGCUAUUUACUUCAUGUAUGGCAUUCACAAUAGCAAAGUAGAUUUCACAAAAUAUGACGUUUCACGUGAUUUUCUGGACCGGCUUAUUCCGUCAGCACGUGACAAACACGUCCGCACCUGGACACCAAGCAGUGAAGAAGGACCCAUGUCACCCAGUAGUGACAGUGAAAACGAUGAAGGGUUUCAGUCCAACUUAAUGACAAGUGAAGAUGAGUCUCCUAAGCACGCAGUUCUUCACAAAGAAAAGAAUAAGGCCACAAAUACAGCAACCGGACCAGCUGAACGAUACCGUUAAGACGCCUCUUCUUUUUGACACUUAAAUGACCUUUUGCUUCUCUUCUCGCCAUGGAUACGUCAUCGGUACAUUUACAUUGAAUUUACAUAUUCAUCAUCAGAACAAACUCGUAGAUAAUAUUAGAGAAGGUAAAUUUUCUUAGAGCAGACUUUUCUUUUCACUCUUUUCCUCGACAAGUGUGUUCGUCAAGAGCAAAUUUGACUAAAAAGGCUACAAGUAUAUCAGUUUGAGCUGAAGAGGACUUGUGCGCACUGUAAAAUAGGUUAAACUUUUCCAAGAAAGAAAAGUCGAGGAAAAUAUGCCUGGGUCAAUUUUGGCUUAAUACAAAACCUGACUGAGGGAUCAUGCAAUCGGAUAACUGCACCUUCAAAAAUGCAGCUGGACUUUUUCAAAUCUCUACGUUUGUAAUAUGCGCCACUUUAUCCAAUCUUCCUCGAGGUGAUACAUUAGCUCCUUAAUGUUUGUAGAUUUUAACAUAAUUAUUUGCAAGUUCGCUAGUAUCACGUAAAUCCAUCUAUGAAAACAAACAGAGAAAUCGGGAAAGCCUUUUUUUAUCGCCCUUUUGAGAAGGAGCGAAUCAAAUAUUUUGGAAUUAUUGAAACAAUUCAUAUUUUAUUUUCCAUACGAGUGUUAACUUACAAAAAAAAGCUAAGUUGUUAUUUAUAUAAAACCUUCCACUUUCGAGAAUGACGCAACCAAACUGUUAUUUCUACAAUCUUUCAAGUAUGUUACAUAUUUAAAAUUGGAGAUAUUUUUGAUGACUAUUUCUCAAUUCUCACCACAUGCUUAUCAGUGAUACUGCAUGGAGAAUUACCAUGUUGAUCACUUCAUGAUUCAUAAUGUUGAGAAUGCAAUUAUUAUAGUCUUUGAAAAUAAAAUGUGUUCUGUGCGAUAGA
Pocillopora damicornis (cauliflower coral) is the source of this 4143-nucleotide messenger RNA. RefSeq names its product high affinity cationic amino acid transporter 1. Gene Ontology annotation, molecular function: amino acid transmembrane transporter activity. Lineage: Eukaryota; Metazoa; Cnidaria; Anthozoa; Scleractinia; Pocilloporidae. The record is from RefSeq and is a predicted model, not a curated record. Gene Ontology annotation, cellular component: plasma membrane. Gene Ontology annotation, biological process: transmembrane transport; amino acid transport.